Pelobates cultripes (western spadefoot toad) is the source of this 567-nucleotide messenger RNA. Lineage: Eukaryota; Metazoa; Chordata; Amphibia; Anura; Pelobatidae. The record is from the annotation of a GenBank genome assembly.
AUGAUGCUGCAAGCUAUAGCUCAUCCACACACAGCUAUAUCACUGCAGCCUAUAGCUCAUCUACAUAAAGCUAUAGCAUGGCAACCUACUGUUCAUCUACUCACAACUAUACCACUGCAAGCUACAGCUCAUCCACACACAGCUAUACCACUGCAACCUACAGCUCAUCUACUCACAACUAUGCCACUGCAAGCUAUAGCUAAUCUACACACAGCUAUACUAUGGCAAGCUAUAGCUCAUUUACACACAGCUAUAUCACUGCAACCUAUAGCUCAUCUACAUAAAGCUAUACCACUGCAACCUAUAGUUCUUCAACUAAAAGCUAUACCACCGCAAACUAUAAAUUAUCUAUACACAACUAUAGCACUGCAAGCUAUAGCUAAUCAAUUCACAGCUAUACCACUGCAAGCUAUAGCUUAUCUACUGGCAGCUAUAGCACUGCAACCUACAUCUCAUCUCUUCCCACCUAUGCUGCUAUAUCACUACAACCUAUUGCUCAAGUACCUAAAGCUAAACCAUGGCAACCUACAGCUCAUCCACACAAAGUUAUAUUACAGCAACCUAUAG